Molecule: messenger RNA, 1885 nt
Organism: Empidonax traillii (willow flycatcher)
Lineage: Eukaryota; Metazoa; Chordata; Aves; Passeriformes; Tyrannidae
Gene: TTC31
Product: tetratricopeptide repeat domain 31
Exons: 15
Coding region: 1-1812 (603 amino acids)
Molecular function (GO): protein binding; RNA binding
Source: RefSeq, a predicted model, not a curated record
AUGCGGGGCGGGAUGCGAGACCGGGACGGGCCGGGCCCGCGGCACCCGUGCCGGCCGGGUUUCGGUUCCGCCUGCCCCGGCUCACGGCCGCCUGCGCUCCCUGCAGCUCCUUUCUGCCCUUGGCACCGCCUGUCCGGCCUCGGCGAGCUCCCAGUGCUGCCGCGGGGCCCCUCCCAGACGGUGAUCCAGUGCGAGGAGGGGGAGGUGUGUCUGCUCUGGGACGACGGCCCCAGGCUGGAGGAUUUUUACCACCUGGAGGAUGACGACGAGGACGAGUCCGACAUAGAUUACGAGGAGCGGAAUGAGUUUUGGGACGUUCCCCUCGUGGAGCGGCCCCGGCCUUACAGCUACUGCGGCUUCCGAAAGUCCUUCUUGUGUGCGGAGCCGCCGCCGCCGCCGCAGCCCCCCCGCAGCGCCCUGGAGGCGCGGCUGGACCGGCUGCCCACGCCCCGCCGGGCCCGGCUCACGGCUGAGGAGGCAGAGAGGAACGCUCAGGAGCUGGUGGCGGAGGAGGAGCGGGUGAAGAGGAAAGCAGAGAAGAAAAAGCUGAAGAAGAAGAAGCAAAAAGACCGGAAAAAACGAGAGAAACUGUGUCAAGAGCAGAAGAACAAGGAGAACACUGACCCAAGUCCCCUGGCCCCGAGCAGCCCUGCGGGCACUGGGCCCCCCCAGGAUGGAGCUGAGGAGGAGGGGGGCUGCACAGGCCCCUCCCCACACCCCGGGAGCUCCACAGCCCCAUCAGAGGACACAGAGGGAGCAGAGGAGGAGCUGGACCUGAGCUGCACCUUCGUCUGCAAAGCGCGGGAGAAGGCCGGGGUCCGGCUGCGCCCCCCUGGCAGGGAGAGACCCCCCGGCACGGGGGACACGGAGCUGGGCAGGAGGGCACCAGAUAAGGGCAGUGGGGAGAGCCCUGCCCCUCCCCAGCCCCCCAGCCCCAGUACAGUGGAACAGAGCCUGAUGCUGGCAGGCCAUGGCAUCGCUGCAGCCCAGGCAGGCCUGCACGACGAGGCCGUUCUGGCCUUCAGCGCCGCCCUGGAGCUGAACCCCCAGGAGCACCGGCUCCUGGGGAACCGCUCGUACUGCCUGGAGAAGCUGGGCCGCUACGAGGAGGCGCUGAGAGACGCAGAGGCGGCGCUGGGGCUGCAGCCGGGCUGGCCCAAGGGCUCCUUCCGCAAGGGCAAGGCCCUGCGGGGGCUGCAGCGCUACGCCGAGGCCGCGCACACCUUCGAGCAGCUGCUGCUGCGGGACGGGGCCAACACCGAGGCCACUGCACAGCUGGAGGCCUGCCGGGCCCUGCUGCGGCAGCGCAGCCGCCCCGGGGCGGUCCCUGUGUCCCCCUUCCUGCCCGAGACCAAGGAGCCGCCGCUUCUCCCUGGGGGGUGGGCGAGCGGGAGCUGCCAGCACGCGGGUGACACGAGUGUGGCGGGGGGGAGCACCGGGACCCCCACGAGAGGCCCAGGACAGGGACCUGCCACGGCCACCAGCCACCCGACACUGCCAGCGAGCCAUCCUGCCAGGGACUGCUUUCCACUCUGGGUGGGCAAUGUCACCUCCCGCAUCAGCGAGAAGGUGCUGCGCCACGCCUUUGGCCGGUUCGGGGAGAUCCACUCGGUGCGGAUGCUGCCGGGCCGGCGCUGUGCCUUCAUCAACUUCUGCGGGAAGGCGGCGGCGGAGGCGGCCUUCGGGGCCAUGCAGGGUGCCACCGUGGAGGGCAGCGAGCUGGUGCUGCAGCUCAAGCACCCGUCCCACGCCACGCCGGCCCCCCUGCCCCGCUCCAGGGGGGGCGUCCCUGCCGGGGGGCUGCUCAGAUGACCCUGCUCUGUCGGGGGGGGCUGCCGGGGCCCCCCUGCACCUGCCUGUACCUGCCUGUGCCUUGUCCCUCUAC